This is a messenger RNA of Abrus precatorius (Indian licorice), 1084 nucleotides long. Its product is annotated as 60S ribosomal protein L10. Gene Ontology annotation, molecular function: structural constituent of ribosome. Gene Ontology annotation, cellular component: ribosome; cytosolic large ribosomal subunit. Bases 68 to 733 code for a protein of 221 amino acids. The transcript is spliced from 4 exons. Lineage: Eukaryota; Viridiplantae; Streptophyta; Magnoliopsida; Fabales; Fabaceae. The record is from RefSeq and is a predicted model, not a curated record. Gene Ontology annotation, biological process: ribosomal large subunit assembly; translation.
AUCGUGGGAAGGGCUAGGUCUUCGGUGCACAGCCUGAACCCAACGCGUUGCGCAGAGAGACGUCGCGAUGGGGCGGAGACCUGCAAGGUGUUAUCGGCAGAUAAAAAACAAGCCAUACCCCAAAUCACGCUUCUGUCGUGGUGUUCCUGAUCCUAAGAUCAGAAUUUAUGAUGUUGGUAUGAAGAAGAAAGGUGUUGAUGAAUUUCCUUUCUGCGUCCAUCUUGUUAGCUGGGAAAAGGAAAAUGUUUCUAGUGAAGCAUUGGAAGCUGCUAGGAUUGCAUGCAACAAAUAUAUGGCAAAAUUUGCUGGAAAGGAUGCUUUCCACUUGAGAGUCAGAGUACAUCCCUUCCAUGUUCUUAGGAUCAACAAAAUGCUUUCAUGUGCUGGAGCUGAUAGGCUUCAGACUGGGAUGAGAGGUGCAUUUGGAAAGCCACAGGGUACAUGUGCAAGAGUGGCCAUUGGUCAGGUCCUUCUUUCUGUCCGCUGCAAGGACAGCAACAGCCAUCAUGCACAGGAGGCCCUCCGUCGUGCCAAGUUUAAGUUCCCUGGUCGUCAGAAGAUCAUAGUUAGCAGGAAAUGGGGUUUCACCAAGUUUAGCCGUACUGAUUAUCUCAAGUUCAAGUCAGAGAACAGGAUUGUGCCUGAUGGUGUGAAUGCAAAGCUUCUUGGGUGCCAUGGACCAUUGGCAAACCGUCAACCUGGAAGAGCUUUCUUGUCUAGUGCUACUGCUUAGUGAUUUGUUACUUGGAAAUUAUAGGCUUUGAACACCAUAGUUGGGCUCGACUGAAUUUGAGUUUCCUAUUUGCUAUGCCCUGCCGUGUCAUUAAACUAAGUUGACUUUGUUUUUUUGUUUCCGUUUUUGUGAACUAUCUUGAAUGGAAUGAAUUUUGUCUUGAUUGGAUUCCCUUCCCCUUGAUGGUUUUGCUUGGGGUUUGACAAUUGCUUAUGGAUUUGAGGUCGACGGUCCUGAUUAAAAUUACAUGAGAAAUGUUUGGAACACAUUUUUCAGUACAGUGAAAUUCUCGAUCGAAUCCACUAAUAGGGAAUGCGAUUCCCGUCAUAUAAUACAAUUGAUAAAUUUCGU